This is a messenger RNA of Bipolaris maydis ATCC 48331, 1473 nucleotides long. RefSeq names its product Alpha/Beta hydrolase protein. The record is from RefSeq and is a predicted model, not a curated record. Gene Ontology annotation, molecular function: lipase activity. NCBI's taxonomy places the organism in Eukaryota, Fungi, Ascomycota, Dothideomycetes, Pleosporales, Pleosporaceae.
AUGGACUCGUCACCAACAGCCCUCGCCAAACUCCUCCUCCCAAAAACCCCUCUACUGCUCAAAACAGCCCUCUGGCACUCCCUCUCGCUCAGCCCCCAAUCCUCAAAAUGGGACCUGAAAACCAGUCUCACAGUGACCAUGAUACGCGAGAUGACGGGCCCCAACGCAUCCCCGCAGCCCAUUGGCAAAACGCAGCGAUUUACUCUGCGCGACCCCGGAGUCAAGGGUAAAAUGUGGGUGAGCAAAGUGGCCAUGGCGACGCCCAGCGAAGACGACGCGCGACAGCUGCUUUUCAAAGCGGUAAGAGAGAUGGGUACGGGGGAAGAAAAGUGGGAGGAGCCCGAGCAAAAGGGGGUGGAGGCCGAAUGGAACGGGUAUCGGUCGCAAGCCAAAGAUGGGGAGGGAGAGCCAGUGGGCAUGGGGGAGAAGGAAAAGUACGAAGCGCUGAUGCAAGAGACGACGAGUCAAACGACGGUGCUUUAUUUUCACGGGGGAGCAAUGUAUUUGCUUGACCCGUCGGGAUAUCGCGGGCUGGGAGCGCGGAUAGCGAGGCAGACGGGUGGCCGGGUGUUCAACGUGCGGUAUCGAUUAUCGCCGCAGCAUGCGUUUCCCGCGGCGCUGCUCGAUGCCUUUACCGCGUAUCUGUCUCUGUUGUCGCCGCCGCCGGGCGCGUUCCACGAGGCCGUUCCGGCGGGCAAGAUUGUGUUUGGCGGCGAUUCGGCCGGAGGACUGUGCUGUACCGCCUUGUUGCAGCUUCUGUUGCAAAUCCACAGGUCGGCGCCCGACGGCCACACGCCUACCGUGCGCUUCCAUGGCAAACUCGUCGACAUACCGCUGCCGGCUGGCCUCGCCUUGACCUCCCCUUGGCUCGACAUCACUCGCUCGCUUCCGUCGAUAGAAAACGAGACCACGUUCGAUUACCUGCCCCCACCCAGCCAGACCGAUAAGAAAGACUUCCCCGCUGAUGAAGUCUGGCCUGCCAAUCCCCCCCGUGCCGAUCUCUACUGCGAAGCUAGUGCCUUGCUGCAUCCCCUCGUCUCUCCGCUCGCAGCCCAAGACUGGUCCGGCAGCCCGCCUCUGUUCUUCUCCAUCGGCCAGGAGAUGCUGAGGGAUGAAGGCGCGGUCCUGGCCCAGCGCGCCGUCAGCCAAGGCGUCAGUGUCACGUGGCGCGAGUUCGAGGCUAUGCCCCAUGUUUUUGCCGUCUUGCUCGACGGCUUGCCCGAGAGCGAAGUGCAUUACAAGGAGCAUACUGAAUUUAUUAAGACUGUCGUCGAGCCGGCCAAGCCGAGGUUGCAGAGCAGUGCGGUCAUGAUCCGUGCCAAGACGUUGAAGAGGGAGGAUAAGGAUGUCGCGGCGGGACUGACGCAGAUUACGGAUGAGGAGGCAAAGGACAUGAUGGUCAAGGGGAAGGAGAGGAUUGAGAGGAAGUUUGCUAGGGGGAGGGAUCCUGCAGCUGAGAGACCUAUGUUGUGA